Messenger RNA from Passer domesticus (house sparrow), 704 nucleotides. RefSeq names its product PAXIP1 associated glutamate rich protein 1 (gene PAGR1). Gene Ontology annotation, molecular function: nuclear estrogen receptor binding. The transcript is spliced from 3 exons. Bases 1 to 672 code for a protein of 223 amino acids. Gene Ontology annotation, cellular component: MLL3/4 complex. The record is from RefSeq and is a predicted model, not a curated record. NCBI's taxonomy places the organism in Eukaryota, Metazoa, Chordata, Aves, Passeriformes, Passeridae. Gene Ontology annotation, biological process: positive regulation of intracellular estrogen receptor signaling pathway; positive regulation of cell cycle G1/S phase transition.
AUGGAUUUGGGAUGGAUUUUGGUGGAUUUAGGAAGGUUUGGAUGGAUUUUGGAAGUUUUUGGGUGGAUUUUGGGGGUUCAGGGCGGGUCUGGGCUCCUGCCGCUCCGGAACGUUCCGCUGCCGCGCCGCCUGCCCACGCCCGAGCCCCCCAGCCUGCCCGAGCUGCCCGGGGACCCCGGCGCCAGCCCCGCCCACCCCCUCCGCGAGGAAAAGCCCCCUCCCCCCACGGAAUUCGACUUUGACGACGAGCCCCCUCCCCCCCAACCCCGCCCUCAUCGACCGAGCGCCGCGCCCCAGGUACAAAAAACCCAAAUUUGGGGCUUUUUGGGGCUUUUGGGGGGAUUUGGGGCUUUUUGGGGGGGGCGAUUCGAGCUGAUUUUUGGUGCGAUUUUAUGCCGAUUUUUGGGGCGCUUUGGGCUGAUUUUUGGGGUGAUUUUAUGCGGAUUUCUGGGGCGAUCGGCCCCCCACCCCCCCGAAUGUGCUCCCCCCCCAGGGCCGCCGAGCCGCGGGCAGAAGCGCGAGGCGCGCCUGGACAAGGUGCUGUCGGACAUGAAGCGCCACAAGAAGCUGGAGGAGCAGAUCCUGAGGACCGGGCCGCGACCUCUUCCCCCCCGAGGGCCCCCAGAGCCCCAAGCGGCCCCCGGGCUCUUCCUGCGCCACAGGAAGUUCUGAAAAAACGCAAAAAUUAAAAUUAUUGUCACCUC